Symbiodinium natans is the source of this 2433-nucleotide messenger RNA. NCBI's taxonomy places the organism in Eukaryota, Dinophyceae, Suessiales, Symbiodiniaceae. The record is from the annotation of a GenBank genome assembly.
AUGCAAAGACAGGAGGGAUCGCAGGCAACAUCUGCAGACGAUGCAGCGAGGUGGCUCCAGUUCAGCGGAUAUUGUGUUUUGCCAGCGCGGGUUCCGGCAAGCAGACUGGCGCAAGCUCACGAAACGGCCUCCACAGAAGAGUUCGAACUGCCCAGCGAGAUCGUCGCACAGGGACUGCUUGGCCCAGACUUUGGUGUCGGCGUCGAAUUUCCUACCGGUGCUUCUCAGGCUGCCACCCAGUUUCCCCUUUGGGACCUGGCUCGGGACCUUCUCGAUCUCAGUGCAUGCGUGGCCCAGCACAUGGCCAGUGUUUUCGAAUUCUGCGCACAAACGCCGGUCAUCCUUCACAGACGGUGUGAACUUGAAGGGGAAGAAGCGAGCCUUUCAGAAAUCGAUGCAUCGCGAUGGCUCGAUGUUUUCCGUCGACACCGUCUUUUGAGCAUAUUCUACUUGGGUCCGCAAAGCGGCGUUUUGGACUUGUGGACGUUCCAGGGAGGCAGCCCCAAGCACCCCAUGCAGGUGCAGCUUGAGGCAGGCCACGCUUUGGUCCUCCGCCCAGAGCUCCUCGCGCGGCAGCUGCAUGCCCCCGCGGGUUCCCUGGUGAUGACAUGUUUUGCUUUGGGCAGGAGGCCGAGUGCUCGGAGAGUCUGGCCUGGUCAAGGGCACAGCCCAGCAGCUUGUGCUCUGGAUGAAUGGACGCGCUGCCGGCUGCAGAAGCUGAGCGAGGAGGACUGCGUCGGCCUUGACAUUCCUUUUUCUUGGCGGAAGGACCUCCGCCGUAGCUAUGACAACGGCCUCAUGGUGGCUGUGAACUGUGCUGCUGGCCGCUUCCCUCGGGCAGAUACGUUGGAUGCGUGGUGUCGCACGGCCGGUGUGGCCGCAGCGGACUUUGCUACGGAGGUUCCCUUCCAACGCUGGGACCACUCGGAGGUGUACGAUCCGGACCCAAACAGCCAGAAAAGAGGAACAUCUUGUUGCCGACAUGCUGCUUUCAUCGACGGCUUGGACCUGUUUGCGAGCAGCACCUUCAGCAUGUUGCCAGAGGAAACUCAGCACCUCGAUCCAUACCAACGCUUGGGCCUCGAAGCUGCUUUCUCCAUUCUGCACAGUGCUGGCGUGAACGGUGGGAACCCGAUACGCAAUCAGCGAAGUUCCGGACUUUAUGUCGCGUGCCCAUCCGGGGCUGAUUGGGAGCAUGGGCCCAAAGCCAAGCCGAUCAGUGCUCAGGAGGCGCUGGCGAGCCGAAUGUCGAUGAUGCUAGGGCUCAGGGGGCCCUCAUCACUCGUGUGCUUGGAGAGUGCCAGCGGCUUGGCAGCAGCCUCGCUUGCAGCUGAAGCCUUGCAGGCUUGCGACUCUGCUCUGGCGCUGGGGGUGCAUUUGUGCCUUUCACCACGGAUGUGGUCUCGAUACGGUGUAUCCACUCCACUCUCGCGUUCUGGACGCUGUUUCGCAUUCGACGCUUCGAGUGACGGAUUCGUGCGCGGCGAGGGCUGUUGUGCGCUGAUGCUUUCCCGGUUUAAGCUUCCUGAUCCGACCGAGACAGCCAGCCCGCCUGCGGGCUGCAUCGUCGGCAGUGCCGUGAGUUCGAAGGGCUCAAGCGCGGACCUUGCGGCGCCGGCCAGAGCUGACGCAAUUCGACGCACCGUCUUCGAGGCCAUGUCUGGUCUCGAGGCCGAUUUCGUUGACAUUGCAGAGGUUGAUGGCCUGGGCCCCGCGGCUGAGAUGCUCGAGAUGACGACCCUCCGAGUGACCCAUAGAGGUCAGGGCACCCAAGCCGGUCCACUGCAACUCACCUCGCUCAAGGCCAGCUGCGGUCACCAGGUGCAGUGUGCAGGACUCGCAUGUGUGAUGCAGCUCCUGGCUGCUAUUCGCUUGGGCACCACAGCAGCCCAGCCGCACUUGCGGCAAUUGAACCCGCAGUGUCUCCACAACGCCACCGAAAGCCACUCCGGGGUGGAGCCUGGGCAGCUCACGGAACCCAAUCUUUAUGCUGGCGUUCUUGGCCGAGGAGGUGGGAGCAUCGCCUACGCUGUGCUGUGGGGCUUCGGCGGCCCCAUGGCUCAGGAGGACCCUGCGGUUUUGAAGCCGGAGCUCCUCAGCGCCAUGGAGGACGGAAAGGGUCGAAACAGCCCGUUGGCGGAAGUUCCUGGAGAAGGCCCCACGCCCAAGUAUUGCUUGAUCGGCAGCUGGGACAACUGGACGAGGCUGCAGGCCAUGUGGUGCGAUGCGGAUGGCUGGCAUGGGUGGCUGCGCCUGGGGCCUGAAGGUGAGGAGUCCUUCCAGAUCCUGAAGGAAGGGGACCCGAACCAAGCGCUCUUCCCAAACUGUCGCAAUGCGCGGCCAGGGCGCCCGCACCCUAGAGGGUCCAGGCCCCAACCCGCACCGGCUCUCUUGGCUGGUCGGCAGGGAGGACGGGGGCUCUGCGGGCUCUGA